AUGGCCGGGUACCGCCGCGCCAUCUCGUUCCCGGCCCCGAAGCCCGCGGCCGACGGCGCCUUCGCGCUGGAGACCGCGAGCGACAAGCUGGCCACGUACCGCAUCCGCUCGUCCAGCCUCCCCUGCCGCUUCCACCCGCUGCUGCUGCAGCUCGACGACGACGUGGCCGCGCUGCGCCUCGUGAUCGGCCAGUCGUCCCCGCCCCGCGGCCCGUCCGCGGGCGCGCCGCCGCCGCCGUCGGCGUCGUCCGUGUCCGCGGCGGCGUCGCAGGUCUGCCGCGUACUCGUCUCGCUCUCGGAGCUGCUGCACCACCCGCAGGCGCAGGAGCCGCUGCGCCGCCUGGGGCGGUGGCCGCACCUCGCGGAGCGGCUCCUCGACGACUUCCUCCGCCUGCAACAGUACCCCAAAGUAUUAUCCAGUUCACCGAUGCCCUCGUACUGCCUUGUCGCCUGA
This is a messenger RNA of Miscanthus lutarioriparius, 453 nucleotides long. Lineage: Eukaryota; Viridiplantae; Streptophyta; Magnoliopsida; Poales; Poaceae. The record is from the annotation of a GenBank genome assembly.